AUGGUUGACGGGAAGCCCGUAAAUCUCGGACUUUGGGAUACUGCCGGUACGUGUUAAUUUUCUGUUCGACCAAAAGUGCAGUAUCAUUAGCCCCCUCUAACUGAGCGUCUUUGUUGGAAUGGGAGUAGGCCUCAGUACUUGACCAGAUGCUUUCUUACUGUAGUUCCUGCUCCCAGAGAGGGAUUUUUGUGCCAAAACUUUUUUUAAAUAGUGCCUUAUAGGUGCUUGCCAAUUAGGAGCGUCGGCAUUUUGCCAUUAUGCUGUCCUCUUCCCUAUAAAGAUGCGAUCGUGGGCAGCUGCACCCUUUAAGGUGGUUAGUGUUCACGAAGUGUGUCUUUCGCCACGAAUACAUGAGGGACAUUUAUGUCAUGGGCUUCCAACAGAGUGCCUCCAGUUAGGUUCUCAUAAAUGUCCCUCGGACAAGUUUGGAUGAGCACUAGUCCAUCGAUUUGAAGGAAGUCACCCAAAAUCGGCCACUGUUUCGGUCUUUUACUCUCCUGUUGGUACCUCACUUUUUUACUAGCCUGGUCUCUUCGUGUACCCGCUCACCCUUUUGCGAACUGGUUUGCAUAUCAUUAAAAUAAAUACCUCAUCUACCGUUGCACUGCUAGCUGACGAGAUAAGUGUGACUUCGACUGUCUUGUUGAACCAUCGGCUGGAUCGCACCUGCGAAGUGAGUGUGCGUGUUCGUGUUUUUGAUCGCAAAUAGCGGUCAGGGUUAUGCUUGACUAAAUUAGGAUCGAACAGAUCGGGGACGUAGAACGUUUGUGCCUACCUGUGCCUGUGCGCAGUCCAACUGCACAUCAACUUUCGUUCACUUUUUUCCACUAAUCUACUGUUUGGUCUCACGAAAGUUGUCUUGCAAGUUUAUCGUUAAACCCAACGUAUGCAAGAGCCAGAGGGGCAUUAGCUAUCCCUCAAAAUCCUUUAUUUUAAUCAUACGAGCGCUUGUUUACGCCUGUGCUUAUCAAAAGGACAACGUACGAAUGACCCUAAUUGGCACCUAUUCAAGAAGACCUGCAGCUGGCAAGGGAAUGGUGAUCAGAGUCAGAGAGGGUCACGCAGUUUGUCAGCCCGUCACCUGCGAUAGUAAAAGGAUGAACUGAUUGUGCGACCACCUAAACAGUUUCUUUGUGGAAGGCAUCAGCUCUUUGGACUGGGUCAGUUUUCAAGACAGUACCGUUUGUAACCGUAACGGCUUAUCGACAUGUGGCCUGUUCGGAAAGUCGACGGGUUUUCAAUCCGACGCUAAAGCGCCUUUAGGACAAAUUCAGUUCAUAUGUCAGCUACUACUGCUACUACUGCUAAUUUGCGGACUUUCAUAGUGUCACGAGAUCGUUCUAGUGAUGCUUAUGUCGCAAAUUCAGAAUCCCUGAUUUCAGUCCUUUAAGAUGCCAUUAAUUCGCAAAUUUUCUAUAGUCCUAGAAAUCAUCCGCACGUCGUCGUCGUCGUCAGUAGGCUAGUUUAAGUGUCAUGCCACCGCCUAGAAUUUCGGGUGGCUACGCCUUCUGGGCAAAACCUGUCUUCGCAUACGCCAGUUAUCACUGCCAUGCCCUUGUGUCACCGAACAAAAAGGCCUAUUGUUCACGCAAAUGCCCGGAAAUUCGAAGUCAGAUAUUAAGGCAUCAGUAUCCUAGGUUUUGCCAUAUAUGGCUAGUGUAACACUGAAAUCUCAGCGGUAUACUCAGUGGCACUCACGCCUGAUUCAGCCAGGCCGUUCUGACGGUUUACAGCAUAAUGAGGGAUCAUCCUAUAUCACGGUUGGAAGAUGACAGAUUACCAACAGAAUUUGAGCCGAUCGGCACGUCAUCACCUCAAGCCAAAAACUAUAGGGCCAGAGGUACACCCAAGCCAGCUGUAAGCACUCCCACCCGUCUUUAGUUAGUCACUUCGACGCCAUCUCCAGCCAGGUAAUGUGGCCCUACCUAGGCAGGUCACGCCAGUUUGACCUUCGCAAACGACGGCGUCCGUGCGCCCCGCAGCCACGUGGACGCAGGCCGGUGGCUUCGUAUUAGUUUAUAAUUAUGGCAGACUUAGGCGGCCUCUGUCACACUCAUCACCCUCACCCCCCUGGUCAAUGUCAAGACCGAGCCAGGACCACCGGGGUAGGGAUCGGGCGCAGUGACUAACAGCUAAACAGCUUAGUAGUAGCAGCUGACGGAGGACGCAAGUGGGAGGCCUCUAUUCUGUACACGUCCACAGGGUGUUGACCUAGAUAUCAGCGCCAGCCGGCCUCAUUGUGGCGCACUGUUUUGUAUAAAGGGCGCGCACGAGUGUGCGGCCGCUACGUGUAUGGGAAUUAGCCGAAAGUAGACUUGCACAUCCUAUGCUCAUGAAACCGACAUAAAACGAACUACUUCGAGCAGUUUUUUAUUUCAGUAAGAGCCACUUUCACUAAUCAAACCCAAAGAAAACAAUGGAAUCAGAGUUGCCAUCACCAGAUCUAAGGUGAAUUUAAACGGGAACUGCGAGAAAGGUUCCACGGGAUAACAAACUUUCAUCGUAGCCCUACAGGAACAGGUUUUUUCGCUGUACAAUAAAUAUUAAGUCUAGAAACGGUGGCUCCUUUCACUGUCAGAUAGAUAGAGUAGCGAUGGAUCAACCCUUUGGACACUUCACUGGAAAACUAGAGGAUGACCAGGCUGGCCUCUGCCUUAGCAAAAGGCAGAAUUCCCGAAUAAUUUUGAACCCGCUCUGCCGUUACACUUGGAUUCAGGGUUUCCAAACUACAAGCCGUAUAUUUUCCGCUUAUGAAAAAUCACACAUUUCUCCACGGUGAUAAAGGGGGACCAUAUAGGGUUCAUAAAAUGUAGCAGUGAAUUUGACCCAUACUGUUAACAUUACAAGCCACACUGGUAAAUGCAGAGACAUGACGAUUUAUAAACGGCCAUUUCACGGUAUUAAAAAAUCGAACAAUAUGAAACUUUUUUUAAAAAUUGAAUUAUGUCCCCCUUGAGUAAAAAAAUCAGAAGAAGACGUAAUUUUCUACCGAAUGAGCAGAAGAAUGAAUACUUUUAUGCAUGUUUUCCAUGAAAUACAAUUGGACCUUUAGGGGCAUCGAAAAUCAAUGAGAAAAAUGCAUGCCGCUUAAGUAGCCAUUCUUUAGAGAGUGUAGUUUUUGCAUGUAGCUGGAAGGAAGUUCAUUCGUAAGCCGGUAUUCUGAGGUAACCGAAAUAUUAUACAAUUAGGUUGCAGACUGAAUAGUCAUGCAACCCUAUUAAAUUAAUCUUUUCAAGAUGAAAACGCAUUUCGGAAUUUCGGUUGACAUUUCAUAAGUUAACCCACCAACUGUACGUAGAAAAUAUGAUUAAUUUUUGAUGACAAUUUCGCACCGAGGUUUGACCAGCAUGAGUGGGGAUAAUGGCGUCCCAGAGAGAGGCCGCAGGUGGAUGGCUCGAACGGAUCCUCACCUUGGCGUUCCACCACACCCCCUGGUCCACACAACAAAUAACCAGGAUUUCAACCAACACACACUGACUGGACACCACUUGAGCUUGACCCACGAGCCUACAAAAGCGGCUCAUCGUAUCAGGGACUCUCAGGCCUGACUGGACGCAGUAAACACCAGCACUGGCUUCGCCAGUGGCCACUACCGCCUGAGAGGACAACUCUGGGUUUUGUAUACAUUAAAGCCCACAUUCCGAUUCCUUCUGUCUUUUCACCACAACUUAGGAUCUGGCCAGACGAUAGUAGUGUUCUGAGUACAGACAUACUCACUGACACCGCUUGGUCAUAACAAGGUAAGGGUAGGGUAUGUGACCUCCCCCUGUGUGGUUGGUGUGCUUCAUAACGGUUUGCCUGACAGUAGGCCGCGAAGAGAGAAUUGAUUUUGGCCUCCAAUAGCGGUGUCGAUAUUAAGGUUGCCCGUUUUGGCCUCGAGAUUAGGGUUUGGACAACGGUUAAAAUUAACGUUAGUUGAGUUAUUCUUAGAGAUAGGGUGUUGGGGCUUAGGCUAUGGUUUGAAUUUGGGAUGGAGGCUAGGGUCAGGGUCUUAGGGCUUGGCGUAUGGCUACGGUUACGUCCGACUUUCCAUUAAGUGCGUCCGGGUUAGAGAUUUCCCACUGAGAGCAUGACCAUGGUUGGUGUUAGGUUUAUAGCUAACUACGGUCCUCCCAAGGGGGUUACACACCAUACCUUUGCCCUUGAAGGCACGGUUGGGUGGCAUCGAAAGAGCCGCGUACUGAAAGUCGGCGUCAUUCCUCCACAGUGUCGCUGUAUGUUCGGUCAUCUGUGUCGGAUAUAAUCUAUCGGCUUCUCCAAUCUAACCGCUUUAUAAAUAAAUCACAGAAUGUCAAAUUCCUGAUCAAAGUAGGACGCGAUUUGCCGAAGUAAAGAUCUUUACCGAAAAUCCUGCUUUACUGAAACUACGAGUGGACACAAGUUAGAUACUCAUCGGGCGAGUUGUUAACAAAUUCGCUGCGGUUAGUGCCAGAGUCUAUGGCUUGAAAUGGGCAAAAACACCCACGCCUGUUUCCUCAUUUACCUUCAUAGAGCAAAAAUCAAGACGCUCAACCUAGAGAACACCUUCUCCAAGAUUUAAUUCCGGCAAUAGCCCCCUCAUUAACGCUAAGCUGCAAGUGCGUAGGCGUAAUUGAUUUAAACGUCCUUACGUUUGCAGACUGCAUGGAGCUGUAGAAAGAUGUUCACAGUCAUGCUGACGAAGAUGACAUGCAGUAAGGCCUAGGUAAACUUGAGGAGUGACCUUGCCACUGAUUGUUGCACUCUAUCGGUGACGGGUGUAUCUUGCUAACAUUAUGGUGUGCGUGUUAAGUGCCUUAUCAGGUGUAUUCUACGCCAUGUAGAAGUAGAACAAGGCCUUGAAUUCUAAUGCGGUUAAUUUAGCGGUUCCAUACUUGGAAGUGGGGGGCGGACAACUUCGUAGACAAUCAGUGGUCGGCUUGACUGCCGAUGGAGUCUGUAACUGAUUGCCGGACUCCGAUUGGUUCUCUCACAUUCGGCCUCCACCCUCUCUCUCUCUGUGUCAUGCGUGUGCCACCGUCGUCAAACUGGUAACGUUCUCAAGGCUAUGCCCCGCGUCCUUCGGCCUCAAUGUCAGCCCGUACUGGCGCAUUCAUGUCAUCGAUCGUUUUUUUUCAGUCAUGCUGCAUUCAUCCGCCCAGUAGCUGCCCUGAGUUUUGUGGGCGGUGAGUUAUUGUUGAGAUUUUCACAGACGACAGUCACAAGCUUGGACAGGCGGCUGAUACUUUCAUCUGACCCACAUCCGUAAGAUGUUCUGAGCAGGCGGUCAUUAAUUGUAAAAACGAUAAGGUGUAACAGGAUGCAGAUUUCCGACUUCGCUUUCUGUUCGCUCUCAAGGCUCAUAUGUUUCCUAGGCGCAGGACAGAGUCUGGGCGCGGCCGUGUUUUUUAUGUCGGAAUAGGGACGUUCCACAAUACUCUAUGCCUUUUAACCUUCGCGUUUUUAAUCUGCUUAUUAGGUACCGGUACCUUCGGGCAUUCUACUCUUCCAAAUCGUCCUCGAAAACUAUAAUUACACCUCGAGAUAUGAAGGAAAUUCGUCAUCCGCGUAGCGUAUCGACAACUCGGGCCUGCGUGAGGCGAGAACAAGCGUUUCAAUCUCCUAUAGCCCAGCUGCGGUUAUAAAAUCAUAAACCAUCAGACGCAGCGAAAUUUCUUGACUAUGGCCUUUUCCAAUUAUACAAAAAUCAGAUAAUUCCUGCAAAUUGUUUCUGCAAGCGUCGAUCUACUGCAUCAUACGCUUUUGUUAGUAUGGCGCCAUCAAGAAAUUGAGCUGCGGUUGGAACCGUUUGUUCUCUAUCCUCUGUUAACUUCUUCAGACGUCCCGAGGAUCACGUAGUUAGUCCAAACAAAGGCGUACCAUUGAGGGCACUGAUCAGUUGAAAUAACAGGAUCAGCCUGUCUGUAGCUCUUGGUCAUUACAUUGAAACAUGUCAGUACAGUAUCUAGUGAUUUCAUUUGUAAUCACCAUCCAAAGAUGUUGUAAUGGGCCCACUAAAUCAUUUGCCGCGUUGGCUCACUGUCGACAUACGAAGUUGUCCAAGAACAACUGGACAUACAGUAAUGGUCAGUCAGAAGAUCGCUAACCGAAGUCAUCGGAGGACAAACAUGAAGGCUUUUGCAAUACAUGUGUUCUGGUCUUCACUCCUCUCCAAUGAUGUGCUCAAGUACAUGCGUAAAAGGUGCAAUAAAAACAGGUCCCUUUCUAAUGAUCGAAUCUUCAUUUACCGGAGUUGCAUGUGAAGUUCAGGCACCAGUCAGCAAUUUUGUGUCGCUGACUGGCUGGCGGUGAAAAAAAAACAGAAAAAUUUAGGUAGGUCUUAAUUCUCGCUUAACAGACGUAUACAUACAUAGCAAAAGAUCUGUCGCUAAAGUCUAGGCCGCGAGUGUGACCCUGGCUACCACAACCAUCAGAUCCGGUCCCGAAUGAAAAGGGAAGAUGCACACCAGUUGGGGAGAUUGUUUAUUCCACAUGGAAUAACCGAAGAAGGGGUUGAAGAGAGUAGCGGCCGGACAAGGGCACGACCGACGCCGGGAGACCGGCGUCCCAAGUAUCCCUCAGGGAAUGCAUCGAAACGUCUUAAGACAGGGCACAUCUGACUCGGCUUUUGAAUCUGAUUGGCCAGUUGGGAGGCUGAAUGGGCAAAUGCCAGACAGUCCUGGUGCGCACGUGCGGACACUCGCGAGAGGCCCAACGUUGAGACAGGCGCUCAGUGUAGGGCCACUACAGAUCUGUUUAUUGCACUGGUUAAGGAACGCGCUCACCACUUAGAUCUCUCGUAGACGGGCUGACUGGGGAUAUUAUAGGAGCUUAUUCAUUUCUGACGGGAACUUUGGGGUACUCAUAGCUCUUUGGUCUACAUAUUUUUAGCUCUUGGUUGCGAUGAUGCGGCUAAUAAAUAUUUUUGAUGGCGAUAAAUAAAUAAAUAAAUUUUAAUUUAAUGCCAGUUUACAGGCAUUGUCAAGGGAAGCGAUUAAACACAAAUCCGACCAGCAGUGAAAAAAAAAACUCCUGAGCUUAAGGCAUAAAAAUAUAGUUGAUGGUGGUUUUUGUGGUUUGGAGGGCUCAGGAGAAAAAAAAAACUGUCGGCGGUGGUAGAAUAUCGACCGUCAAGAAGGGGGGAGGUUGCACGGUAUCGGAGAUUAUCGGAGGUCAAAGUCCUUUCAUGAAGUUGGGGAUAGUCAAAGUAGAGGCGUUGAGGAACAGCUGGUGAGACCGGCCAUAGUGUUCAGAGACCACAAACGCCAUCGCUACGGUACAGUCGAUCAGUAGAUUCAGCACCCAAAAUUUGUGGGAGCUUUUCUGAAUGCAAAAAUCGAGUAAUAGUUCUCUUAAAUAAUGGAUAAUUUUGCAGAGUUUUCACACUCAUAGGUAGUUUAUUCCAAAUGGCAAUUGCAUUUACAGAAAAGAACCGACGAUAUUUAACACUACGUGCCAGAGGCAGAAAUAAGAAGACCUCACGGUGACUGUUACGUCGUGGGUAGAUAUGAUGUCUUAAAGAGGUGAGCGGGUUAAAUGUGUGAUUAUAUAAGAGUUUAAAUAGCAAAAAUAGUCCCUUUUGUAAUCUACGGAACUAUAAAGGAUCGAGGCCUGUAAGCCGGCAACGUUCUUUGUAAGACAAAUGUCGGUGUUCCGGGGCUAAAAUUCUCUUAGUAAAAAAGUGUUGAACGGAUUCUAUUUUCUUCCGCUCAGUAGCACGCAUGAGGCUAAAUGAAAACGAACAGUAUUCCAGACCAGGUCUAACGUACAUGUUGAAAAGGCGCAUUCUAAUGUCCCUAGUUUUAAAUUUCGGAGGAUAAACCCGGUCGUUCCACGUGCUUUGGAGACUAUCAAGGCACAGUGCUCCGAGAGAUUGAGACUUUUGGAGUAUGAUACGCCCAAAUCCUUUAUGACCCCUGGCACAUUUAUUGCGUGACCUUCAAUACUUAGUUGAGGUUGGCGGUCGUCGCCAACCACCAUGACUGAGCACUUAUGCCAAGAAAGAGAAAGGCGCCAUGUGCGGCACCACUGGGCGAAAGCCUGUAGAUCGCUCUUUAGGAGCCCAAGCACGAUGUCAUGAUCUGCCGACUUAUAUCGAUAUGCAACUUUAAGAUCAUCGGCAUACAUUAAAGGCUUACCAUUCUGAAAUAAAUCGGGUACAUCAUUAACUAACGAGCAGACAUACUAGCUAGCAGACUAACGCGGCUUCCUUAUGGACUUGCAGGCAAUAAUAUAGACGUGUUAGAGUUCGCAUAUAUUGCUUCGUCGACAUUUUUGCUGCUUGUUGACCGUGUAGGAGCAUCAUAGUUAUAAUCAUAUUACUAUCUAAUGAUAUCACUUGACUGAUUCCGAUGUAUGUGCCAUCCUUCCGUUCUGGUGGGGUGUUGGUGUCUUGCGGUUCUCGUCCUUUUAGUUUCUAAGCCUUAUCACUAACUUCCUUAAGAGUCAUACUUUUUUCUAAGUGCCAGAAUCAGAAGUACUUGCCAGAUGUUUACCUGAGGGGCGGUCUGUUGAUUCUUUUAUUUAAUAUGGGUCACACGCUCGCCAGUAUUAAUGUUAGAAUUAGCAGUACUUGCCAGGAGAGUGCUUACUGAUGAUCGCCCUUAAACCCGGUGUAUUUGCUCUGAAGUGUACGUAUUUGCAUACGUGUGAAGUCUGGACAUACGAAUGAGUUUAGUUUCAGAUUUAUGAGUCCCAGAAGCAUCUCUUAAAAACAGCAAGAAAAACGAACUUACUACGGCAUCUUUAAGAAAACAACCUGCCUAGUAAGUAUCGGCAUGGAUCUGGUAGGGACCGAUCCUGUCUUAUUAAUUAGCUCUUAUCCUUGGAGAUCUGGACGAGAAAAAUCGCAGUUAAUUUAUCAGUAAACGCAGGGUAAAGUUACUUCAGAAAGGCUUUCGACAGUGUUCCACACAAUGGGCCUCCCAGCCUUCCUCGUGUGCUUCCUAGUGGAUACUCCAGUUUACAGAUUUUUGCUUCUUAAUUUCAUCAGAAAUUAACUGCGAACAUGGAGUAGGUCGAUUUAAGUCAGUUUAUUAAGGGAAUGAGGCUUUCGCCCUUCAGCUGAAACCGCUGCCACAAACACAAACGUGAUUAUGUGCACAGUAGUUUCUCAGAAAAUGAGCGCCUUAUCUUAACUUAAAGGACUCAAUAGUGAGUAUAUACUAGGGUCUAUAGACGCUGAUUAAAACUUAAAACAUGCAUAUUUAGGCCGAAAUCCAUCAACCGUGUGGACUGCGCCCAUUUACCUUUCUAUAAGCUGAUCUUCUCCAAGUUAGCAAUUAGUUUCUGAGGACAUUAAAAAACCACGAUUUAUGGACUGACGUAGCUAUUAAAAAGCAGACGGGGAGUGCUGGGGGACCCACUGAAAAUUCAAACCCUCUCAGAUCUUAUAGAAGCGAACAGGCGAGUCCCAGGUAGCAGUACAGAAGAUGAAGAUGCGAUAACUGGGACAAGAAGUUUAUUUGCCUGACGUUUCGGAUUCUCACUCGAAUCCAUCCUCAGAGACAUUAGCAGAUAGAGGUGAAGGUGGCACCAGGAGUGCAGUAUUUGUGGCACGUGGCUGCCGUGGGACCGUAUGCGCACUGCAAUUAACAGUUCUCACAAUCGCCGCUGGGGUCGUAAUUGAUGCGGCGGUGGCUUGGCGGUCCGAGUCCGAGUUGUUAAUUGCCGCGAUUUCGUCAUCCGUGCUCGAUGCUGGUGUGACGAUUGCUCGGCAAACUGGCUCACUGUCACCGUGAUAAUUGCUCACCCGCGCCCUCCCCACGUGACUGAUUCUCCUGCCCAGGGAAAAUCGCAAUACGGAAUAGGGCACCGGGAGGUCAUUGUGUUUGUUGAUGGAUUGCGGGCCUGAGAACCAUGACUCGAGCAGCUCGCGGCUCACGCGGAUGUCACCCCUUGCGAGGAUUUCGGCCUCUUGAAAUUUGAAAUUUGGCCGGGUCCCGUCGAGUGUGCCGCCACCUGAGAGUUAGCGUCUCCCCGCCUCACUGCUGCUGCGUGCUCGGCAAGUCGCGUACGGAGUAAUCUCCCAGUUUCUCCGACAUAAUUGCUUUGUCCGCAACUACACCAGAUCCGGUAAACGACUCCAGACGUUUCCUGCCGUGGCAGCGGGUCUUUUGGCCUCAUUACUUGGCGCCUAAUGGUUGCUUCCGGACUGUGUGCAAUCCCAACUCCAAGUGGAGUGAGAAGACGACUGACGGCUUCCGAGACGUUAUUCACGUAUGGAAGAGCCCGCCAAAAUUUGGGGCUAGUUGGAUUUGGUCUCUGGUGUCCUUUUCGAAUGCACUGGUUGACAAAAUUGCGCGGGUAGCCAUUGGCUCUCAUUACCCGUCGAAGAUAUUGUAAUUCAGCAACCUUGUCUUCCAUUUCACUGCAGUGCGUCUCAACACGCCGGUAUAGCGCCCUUACGCAACUGCGUUUGUGACUGAUCGGGUGGUUGCUAUUGAAGUUUAGUAUUUGCGUCGUAUUUGUCGCUUUCCUGAACACUUUGGUUUUUAGGCCACCACAAUCUUUGCGGCAGACGAGGACAUCAAGGAAGGCCAGCUGAUUGUUUUCCUCCUCCUCCAUCGUAAAUUGAAUGUCCGGGAAGACGGCGUUGAUUUGUUCUUUGAAAGUCAGCACCUGAUCCCGUUCGAAGACGACGAAGGUGUCAUCUACAUACCGAGCCCAGAAUUUCGGUCUGUGUUGUCGGAAAACCAGCAAUUCCAGACGUUGAAGGACCUCCUCGGCGAUGAGUCCCGAAAUCGGCGAACCCAUUGGCGUUCCCUUCACCUGCUCGUAGAUUGUCCGUCUUCCCGGACAUUCAAUUUACGAUGGAGGAGGAGGAAAACAAUCAGCUGGCCUUCCUUGAUGUCCUCGUCUGCCGCAAAGAUUGUGGUGGCCUAAAAACCAAAGUGUUCAGGAAAGCGACUAUUCUCCAGCGGAACGUCUGAAACGCCGCGAAUUGGUAACGGAGUUGAAGAGGAGACUUGCAGCGGGAGAGAGCGACUUGGCCAUUUUCAGGGGACGAGUAAUACAGAGGAACGCGAUGUUGUUUUGGAACCAGCCAGUCAUCAUGAUGGCGGCAGCAACAUAAUAUUGGCAAACCCGAGACAAACCGAACGAAGCACUGUCGAAUGUUGCAAACUAAAAUUCUUUUACACCAAUGCUCAGAGUCUGUUUUCCAAGCUUGACGAACUGAGAAUACAGGUAGCCGAUACUCUUCCCGAUGUUAUAGCAAUAACAGAAACGUGGCUGUCAGAGGACGUUGGCGAUUGCGAGGUAGCAUUAACAGGAUACCAUUUGUUUAGGAGAGACAGGAGAGGCCGCCGGGGUGGAGGAGUUGCCAUGUAUGUCAAGAGCAACUUAACAGUGUGUGAGAUGACCGACAAGAUUUCUAACGACACAGAGGCAAUUUGGCUGACUAUAAAGGCGCGGGGAUCUCAGUCCCUCGAAGUCUUAACUAUCUACCGGCCCCCGCAGGCGGAUCCCGACCCAGAUACUUGUCUACUGAAAAGCAUAAAAGAGAUCGCCAGCCGACCCGACGUUGUUAUCGUGGGGGAUUUUAAUGCACCAUGCAUUCAAUGGAGCGAUAUGCAUGCGAAAUGCUCGAUGAAUACCUUCGAUUACCAUCUACUAAAGACAACUCUAGAAGCUCUACUCACGCAAUAUGUCCUGUUUCCCACUAGAGCUCGUGGAGGGCAACAGGCCAGUUGUCUGGACCUCGUUUUUACCGAAGAUCCUGACAGUAUAGAUGAGGUGUACUACCUACCCCCGCUCGGUCGAAGUGAUCAUGCAGUGCUUUUAUGCGAGUACUUGCUGUAUUCUGAACCGUGUACAAAAGACAAUACGAGGCCAAAUAUAUGGAAAGGGGACUUUCGCCAAAUGAGAGCUGAGGCAUCACAAAUAGACUGGGAUGUUCUCUUCUCCGGAGACGUUAACGAGGACUGGAAUUUAUUCAAGGAUCGUUUACUGCAUCUAAUGAAGAACCACUGUCCCUUAUCAAAGCCUAGGAUAUCCAACCGCCCUCAGUGGCUUACACGAGAACUCAAAAGGGAGAUAAACAAGAAAGGUAGAUGUUGUGGAAAAAAUUUCGCGAGAACAACAAUAAUGCAGCGUUUACAGAAUACAAAAUUCAAAGAAAUAAGGUGAAAAGUCUGAUUUUCAGGAGGCGACGGGAUUUUGAGAGUAAUUUGCUCCACCAAGCCGUUAAAAAUCCGAAAUUGCUCUACAGCUAUUUGCGGAAAAGCACACGUAACAGGAAUCCCAUUCCUGUUAUGAGGGGUAAUGACGGCUUGGAGAUCUCGGACAGUAAAAAUAAGGCUGAGCACUUUUCUCAAUUUUUCCGAUCCGUUUUCACAAGAGAAGCGGACUUUACCCCAUCUAAUUCUGAGAACAUGAGAGAUCCCACUAUCGAAAAUAUUGUGUUUCGAGAAGAAGCGAUUUUUGAAGAACUGAAAAACUUGAAGGAAUGUAAAUCUCCCGGUCCGGACGAGAUUCCAGCAAAGCUGCUCUUUGAGCUUGCCCAACAGCUGGCCAAGCCACUAUCCUUUCUGUGCCAAAAAUCGUUUGAUGCUGGAAUUCUUCCCACAGACUGGAAGACCGCCUACAUUACACCCCUUUACAAAAGCGGUAGUCGUGCUCUGGCGACAAACUACAGACCCGUCAGUCUGACAUCAAUCUGCUGCAAAGUGAUGGAGAAAACCAUCAAAAAGGAGUUGAUGGAUUACUUGGAAACCCACAACCUUUUGUCCAAUACACAAUAUGGUUCCCGUAGGGGGAGAUCAUGUGUUACGAACUUGCUAUACACAUUGCAAAGUUGGACACGAGCACUGGACGCAAAACACACCGUGUAUGUUGCCUAUAUUGAUUUUCGGAAGGCGUUCGACAGUGUUCCGCACCAGCGUCUCCUACACAAGUUGAGAAUUAUGGGCAUCGGUGGCAAACUUCUCAAAUGGAUCGAAAAUUUCCUUGUCGGCCGCUCCCAAAUUGCCUGCGUAGAACAACAGCAAUCAAGGUGCACAUUCAUAGAGAGUGGGGUCCCACAAGGCUCGGUGCUCGGACCAACUCUCUUUCUCUUGUUCAUCAAUGAUUGCGUAGAUGGGUUGGACUGUGAUUGUGCCAUGUUUGCGGAUGACAUAAAAAUCUGGAAAGUCAUCCAGAGUGCUGCCGAUGAGACCAACUUCCAAGAAAAUCUUUGUCGGUUGGACGAGUGGUCCUGCAGAUGGCUCUUGUCCUUCAAUUUGAACAAAUGCACCAUUCUGCGCCUCGGAAAUCAGACCCCUAGUACGCGGCAAUACCAUCUGAACGGAAUGCCACUCCGAGAAGCAGAAACUCAGAAAGAUCUCGGAGUUUGGGUUGCAGACAACCUAAAGCCUUCUACGCAAUGCUGUAAGGCGGCCAAGUCCGCAACGUCAAUGCUAUAUGCCAUCAAGCGGGCAUUCGUAGUUUUCGAUGAAGACUGCUUCAACAAAGUCUUCGGCACGUUUAUAAGGCCCCAUCUCGAAUAUGCAAUUCAGGCCUGGAGACCGUGGACGCACCAGGACUACGAUCUGCUCGAAAGGGUGCAGAGGCGAGCCACAAAAUUAGUAAGAGGUCAAAGUGCACUGCCAUACGAGAUCCGCUUAACUAACCUUAAUCUCUCUCCUCUGAGUUAUAGGCAGUUGCGCGGAGACAUGUUACAAACUUUCCGUAUCGUGCGCGGCUUGGAUUGUGCCCUUCGGUGCGAUGACUUUUUCCAACUCGCCACCACAACUCACCUCCGGGGACAUCCCUUCAAGCUACGUGUGCCACAGGGUAGACUGAAUGUGAGAAAAUAUUUCUUCUCCAACCGUGUCGUGGAACCGUGGAAUAACCUGCCCGAGACGGUUGUUAUGUCUCAAUCUGUGGAGACAUUUAAAUGUCGCCUUGACAGAUAUAUGCUGCAGCAACAAGCGGGCUAUGCGACUUUUUAACCAUGUGACUAGUGACAUAUGUGAAUCAAUGUAUGCAUUCACUUAAUGUUGUAAUUUCUUCACAUUUUUGCUUGUUUAUCGAUUUUUUUAUGUACAAAUAGGGAGUUCAAAGGCGUAAGCCUAUUUCCCUCAAAUACACUGACUGACUGACUGAAAUACGACGCAAAUACUAAACUUCAAUAGCAACCACCCGAUCAGUCACAAACGCAGUUGCGUAAGGGCGCUAUACCGGCGUGUUGAGACGCACUGCAGUGAAAUGGAAGACAAGGUUGCUGAAUUACAAUAUCUUCGACGGGUAAUGAGAGCCAAUGGCUACCCGCGCAAUUUUGUCAACCAGUGCAUUCGAAAAGGACACCAGAGACCAAAUCCAACUAGCCCCAAAUUUUGGCGGGCUCUUCCAUACGUGAAUAACGUCUCGGAAGCCGUCAGUCGUCUUCUCACUCCACUUGGAGUUGGGAUUGCACACAGUCCGGAAGCAACCAUUAGGCGCCAAGUAAUGAGGCCAAAAGACCCGCUGCCACGGCAGGAAACGUCUGGAGUCGUUUACCGGAUCUGGUGUAGUUGCGGACAAAGCAAUUAUGUCGGAGAAACUGGGAGAUUACUCCGUACGCGACUUGCCGAGCACGCAGCAGCAGUGAGGCGGGGAGACGCUAACUCUCAGGUGGCGGCACACUCGACGGGACCCGGCCAAAUUUCAAAUUUCAAGAGGCCGAAAUCCUCGCAAGGGGUGACAUCCGCGUGAGCCGCGAGCUGCUCGAGUCAUGGUUCUCAGGCCCGCAAUCCAUCAACAAACACAAUGACCUCCCGGUGCCCUAUUCCGUAUUGCGAUUUUCCCUGGGCAGGAGAAUCAGUCACGUGGGGAGGGCGCGGGUGAGCAAUUAUCACGGUGACAGUGAGCCAGUUUGCCGAGCAAUCGUCACACCAGCAUCGAGCACGGAUGACGAAAUCGCGGCAAUUAACAACUCGGACUCGGACCGCCAAGCCACCGCCGCAUCAAUUACGACCCCAGCGGCGAUUGUGAGAACUGUUAAUUGCAGUGCGCAUACGGUCCCACGGCAGCCACGUGCCACAAAUACUGCACUCCUGGUGCCACCUUCACCUCUAUCUGCUAAUGUCUCUGAGGAUGGAUUCGAGUGAGAAUCCGAAACGUCAGGCAAAUAAACUUCUUGUCCCAGUGAUCGCAUCUUCAUCCUCCUUUCAGCUCUGCUAUGCAUCGAUGGAAUAUAGGCGAAACACACUUUGCUCGGCCUUAAAUGUGUACAUUUGCUGCUAAUACGGUAGCCUCUGACGCUACUAUCGUUUAUUUGACGUGCACAUUUUGCUACUCUGACAACUUUGAAGGCCUAUAAAAGAAAAGAAAAGUCUGUGCUCGUCUGGACAUUCCUCAUAAGAUAUGCACAUCAGUCCGCCGACUAGGUUUGUUGUCUUUCGUUGUAUGUUCUCCAAAGAAGUGUAGACUUGAUUCAUUCGAUUACAUACGCAUUCAUGGAGACCUGCGGCAAAUCAUCUCAAACACGACCCCAUAACCCCGCAUUCUCUCACCAAAACAUACAUUGUGCGCACAGCCUUUAAAUUUUCACAAAGCUGCUAACUUUGACGAAAGAGAGAAGUGUCUUUCUCGGUAAUUUCUCCAUGUGGUUCAUCUGCCGCAUGUGUGAUCCGUGCAUGAGACUAUCGCGUUACGCCAAAUGUCGUGACCUGGAAGUUUGCUAACUGACGCUCCAAUUCGGUCCUCGUAGUCAACCCAGUUGUGUGCUUAGAGAUUGACUUGUGGAACGAGAGUCAGACGUCUACCGCUCCUUUUUAGUACGGUCUGUGUAACACUCCAACUCCGUGGGAUCCGAGUCGGACGUGGCGGCACGCUAAGAGACAAUUCCUGCCGCGUCAGUCGUCGCUCAAAUUUUGUUGGCCAAAAUAUUGAUUAAAUGUUUAUUGUGGACCAAAAGGGGGUGUGGUGGUGCGCCUAGGUGUAGGCUUUCUUUCUGCCGCCAGCGGUCUCUCCAGGCUCAGGUCUUCUUGACUUCGCCACAACACCCGACUCAAGUGUGGGAGAGAGGUUCAGCAGAUGCUUUGAAAGUUCGUUUUGCUAUAAUACAGUCCACGCGCAAGUCACUGUGUCCGCUCUCACUCUGCUGUGGAGCGCACAGCGGAUAUCGCCGGUCCCGACGGCCGAAAUGUCAUCGGUUGACUUGUCUCCCUGGUUAGUCUUUAGAUAAAAAUGGGGUUCCGAUUGCAUUUGGAUUUAUUCACGUAUUCAAAGGACGUAUUCGGAUUUAUUGGUAUUCUUUUGGUUUUCUUGACUCAAGUGCUCGCGUUCUCUCAUUAUGCGAUUCCAAUGCUUAUUUUGCUGUUUCUUAAAUUCAGAGAAAUAUUCGGAGUUUUGACAUCUGGCGCAUUCCCUCACAGUAAUCCUUUUAUCUUGAUGUUUCUUUCUAUUCAAGAUGUCAGCUACUAGCAUUGAAAAACGCCAGAUUUCCUUUUAAGCGUGCAAGACUUGCCUACCAAGUACCGAGCAAAGUUCUUACAGAAAAUGGAGGCGGAGUUUGGGUCAGAUGUAUGUGUAGGGUUCCAGUUUGUAUCACUCAGCUGUUCUUUUGUCUUGAAAUAUUCCACUUUCCAUACAGUUCACUCGUUUGGUGUUAAAAUUUCCGGUACAGAAAAACGACUAUGCUCCUAAAUAAGAACUCAACGAUCGCUUCGGCGCAGUAGCGUGCUGGAAGUUAAUCUAAGGAUCAAAUGCUAAAACGAAUCGGUUACCCAUAGACUAGGGUUCUGCAGAGUUCAAAACGAAGAAAAGGUCAGCAAGAGAUUGGGCAUUCUGCAAUAAGGAGGAUACUGCUGGUUCAAAUUUAGGCUUUAAUGCGAGCAGGCUGCAGUAGCGUCCAGCAGAUCGGAAUAUCAGAGAAACUAAGUCUGGAAUGUGCUGCUGGGGUGAAGUUUAUACAAAAUGUACUCAAAAACACAUCUGAGAACCGGUGGUGGAUAGGCGGAUAUUGUAGGUUCUUAGCGUCGUAGAGGAUGGCAAAGAGCUCAUCCUCAUCUAAAGACAAAUUUGAAAUUGUACAAAACACAUGCGCUGUUACCUAAACAGAUUUUUUUCAUUAUAUCUCCCGCCACCAUACCCUGAUGGAGACAUCAAGGUUUUAAAAAGUGGCAGUGUCAGACAAUAAAGUUUGUCCGCUGACUAUUGAAUAUCUCAUGUGCAGAUCACCUCAAACUGGUCAAAGCCUCUCACAAUGGAUUUGUGGGGGAUGCUUGAGAUUAACUUAGCUGCUUAUUUCAGGUGUUUUGCGUUUCCUUAUCAGUUGAGAAGGGAACACUGUCAUUUCGCAAUCCAUGGGCACGUGCGGCAUCCCAUUGUUCUAAAAUCUAGAUCACUGGUACCUUCGAGUUCAUGAAAACCGCGUUUGAAUGGACUGCUAAACAAAGAGAGGGAUUUUCAAAUAGUUUCGUUUUUUUGCUGUGUUCGGGCUUCGUCAACUAGGAAGUCACCUGCAUAUUUAACAGUUUUGGAAACAGGUUGAUAAUGCAGGCGAUCAAAUGUGUCGUCGUUGGGGAUGGUGCGGUGGGAAAAACAUGCCUCCUGAUAAGUUAUACGUCAAACGCGUUCCCCGGAGAAUACAUACCAACUGUUUUUGACAAUUACUCCGCAAAUGUGAUGGUUGACGGGAAGCCCGUAAAUCUCGGACUUUGGGAUACUGCCGGUACGUGUUAAUUUUCUGUAUGACCAAAAGUGCAGUAUCAUUAGUCCCCUCUAACUGAGCGUCUUAUAGGAAUGGGAGUAGGCCUCAGUACUUAACCAGGUGCUUUCUUACUGUAGUUCCUGCUCCCAAAGAGGGAUUUUUGUGCCAAAACUUUUUUAAAUAGUGUCUUAUGGGUGCUUGCCAAUUAGGAGCGCCGGCAAUUUCCCAUUAUGCUGUCCUCUUCCCUAUAAAGAUGCGAUCGUGGGCAGCUGCACCCUUUAAGGUAGUUAGUGCUCACGAAGUGUAACUUUCGCCACGAAUCCAUGAGGGACAUUUAUGUCAUGGGCUCCCAACAGAGUGCCUCCGGUUAGGUUCUCAUAAAUGUCCCUCGGACAAGUUUACAUGAACACUAGUCCAUCGAUUUGAAGGAAGUCACCCAAAAUCGGCCACUGUUUCGGUCUUUUACUCUCCUGUUGGUGCCUCACUUUUUUACUAGCCUGGUCUCUUAAUCGUGUACCCACUCACCCUAUUGCGAACUGGUUUGCAUAUCAUCAAAAUAAAUACCUUAUCUACCGUUGCACUGCUAGCUGACGAGAUAAGUGUGACUUCGACUGUCUUGUUGAACCAUCGGCUGGAUCGCACCUGCGAAGUGAGUGUGGGUGUUCGUGUUUUUGAUCGCAAAUAGCGGUCAGGAUUAUGCUUGACUAGAUUAGGAUCGAACAGAUCGGGGACGUAGGACGUUUGCGCCUACCUGUGCCUGUGCGCAGUCCAUCUGCACAUCAACUUUAGUUCACUUUUUUCAACUAAUCUACUGUUUGCUCCCACGAAAGUAGUCUUGCAAGUUUAUCAUUAAAGCCAACGUAUGCAAGAACCAGGGGGGCAUUAGCUACCCCUCAAAAUCCUUUAUUUUAAUCAUACGAGCGCUUGUUUACGUCUGCGUUUAUCGAAAGGACAACGUACGAAUGACCCUAAUUGGCACCUAUUCAAGAAGACCUGCAGCUGGCAAGGAAUGGUGAUCAGAGUCAGAGAUGGUCAUGCAGUUUGUCAGCCCGUCACCUGCGAUAGUAAAGCAAAGAACUGAUUGUGCGACCACCUAAACAGUUUCUUUGUGGAAGGCAUCAGCUCUUUGGACUGGGUCAGUUUUCAAGACAGUACCGUUUGUAACCGUAACGGCUUAUCGACAUGUGGCCUGUUCGGAAAGUCGACGGGUUUUCAGUCCGACGCUAAAGCGCCUUUAGGACAAAUUCAGUUCAUAUAUCAGCUACUACAGCUAAUUUGCGGACUUUCAUGGUGUCACGAGAUCGUUCUAGUGAUGCUUAUGUCGCAAAUUCAGAAUUCCUGAUUUCGGUCCUUUAAGAUGCCAUUAAUGCGCAAAUUUUCUAUAGUCCCAGAAAUCAUCCGCACGUCGUCGUCGGUAGGCUAGUUUAAGUGUUAUGCCACCGCCUAGAAUUUCGGGUGGCUACGCCUUUUGGGCAAAACCUGUCUUCGCAUACGCCAGUUAUUACUGCCAUGCCCUUGUGUCACCGAACAAAAAGGCCUAUUGUUCACGCAAAUGCCCGGAAAUUCGAAGUCAGAUAUUAAGGCAUCAGUAUCCUAGGUUUUGCCAUAUAUGACUAGUGUAACACCGAAAUCUGAGCGGUAUGCUCAGUGGCACCCACGACUGAUUCAGCCAGGCCGUUCUGACGGUUUACAGCCUAAUGAGGGAUCAUCCUAUAUCACGGUUGGACGAUGACAGAUUACCAACAGAAUUUGAGCCGAUCGGCACGUCAACACCUCAAGCCGAAAACUAUAGGGCCAGAGGUACACCCAAAGCCAGCUGUAAGCACUCCCGCCCGUCUUUAGUUAGUCACUUCGACGCCAUCUCCAGCCAGGUAAAGUGGCCCUACCUAGGCAGGUCACGCCAGUUUGACCUUCGCAAACGACGGCGUCCAUGCGCCCCGCAGCCACGUGGACGCAGGCCGGUGGCUUCGUAUUAGUUUGUAAUUAUGGCAGACUUAGGCGGCCUCUGCCACACUCAUCGCCCUCACCCCCCUGGGCAAUGUCAAGACCGAGCCAGGACGACCGGGGUAGGGAUCGGGCGCAGUGACUAACAGCUAAACAGCUUAGUAGUAGCAGCUGACGGAGGACGCAAGUGGGAGGCCUCUAUUCUGUACACGUCCACAGGGUGUUGACCUAGAUAUCAGCGCCAGCCGGCCUCAUUGUGGCGCACUGUCUUGUAUAAAGGGCGCGCACGAGUGUGCGGCCGCUACGUGUAUGGGAAUUAGCCGAAAGUCCUUGCAAACUUGUUAAGAAAUAUAUCAGUCGAUUGGCGGACGACACCUCGCUCAAGCGCUAAUUGUAACAUGUAAGCAAUGUGACAGUACUCAGUUUGCGCCAGCAUACGUGACGUAAGAAGCUGAUUUCGGACAAGAGGCCCACGUAUAGUUAUUAGUACUUGCUAGAAAUCAUUGGGUACAAGGCUACCAGCUGGCGCCUUAACCGUUCUCCGAACCGAGUCUCAAACUCUAAUGGUUUCCCAGUUAACCUUUAUGGUGACUUGCACUCGCGUGAGGGCGUACGUCUCAAAAUCUCAUCCGUGUUUGUGGAAUCCAGCUAGUGCGUGGUACACGUCGACUUGGACUCAGCCGUGCUUACUGCCCCCACACCUAUCUCCAGUCUUGAUAUUGAAUUCCUCUUGGGGCACGUUAGGCAUGGGAAGAGUAAGGUAGGUGCUGCACACGUCUACUUCUGUAAACAAAUUCAUGCCCAAAUCGCCACAACACUUGAUACUAGUGGUCAAAAUUGAGGACGAAGGAUGAACUGCCAGGCACUGCGCAUACUGAAGUUGUAAUUGCGAAACUUGAUACUGGUAAGAUUAAUCAAGCUGCCGUUCCGGACUGGAUAUCAGUAUAAUGGACUGUUUAAUUACGGAAUUAUUAGGCGCACCAUAAAAGGAUUCUGUUGGCCUCGACGUGGUUCGCCUAGGCCUCAAAGUCGGUGUCGCCUGCUUUAUGUCGACUAAAUUCUGCCCUCCUCAUCCUAGAACACGCGCGGCCACUUGAGAUUACAUGUGUAAACUAAGAUAACCAUCUGGUCACUCAUUCCUAUCAAUGCGUAUUUCGUAAGUAACUCCAUGCCCUCCGUCCACUCCCAGCUGCCUAGAUGUGGGCGCGCCCUGUUUCUAUAUAGGCUCGGCGGCAGUGUUUAAGGACCAACGUCGAACUGCACUGCACGGAAGGGACAAAUAAGCGGACUAGUCCGCCGGUAACAGGCCAGCUGUGACCUACACACUACAUUCAAAAUCUGGUCGGCUGGAUUUUGUCACAUCCCGAAUUAAUAUAACCCGUGUCCUUGGGAUGAUCGUAGGGAUCUUGCAGGUGUUUUUAUUAUGUGGACGUCGUCUCCAGAAACCUCCGUUUACAUCAGAAUUCUGGGAAGAUUAAAGUGCAACAUAACGCUUUCACGUAACGUGAAGUUGUUCAUUACUCCCGGACGGUUUGGGGCAGUCGAGGGUUUUCGUUCUCGGGCCCUCUGCCGUUUAUUCCAAUAGGAUGCUAGCCGUCGCGCGUAAAUGGAGUGCAACUCCUUCUUUCGACACCGUGAGUGCUUAUGGUCUCCGCGAGGUUUAGCAGCAGAGGGUCCGGGUAUAGGGUUACGGUCAAAACCCUCCUGCUCAAUGGGUGCUUCAUGGGGUCGUUAGACGCUGGUCUUGAAAAAAUGAAAAUGUUUGACGACUCGUGCUUGCGAAGCAUACCGCGGCUUCGGUCCAGAGAUCCCGUCCGGUGAAGUUGGAUCCUCAUCGCCUGCUGGCACUGCAUUAAGGGGUCACCGUCUUAGAUGGUUUAGUCACGCACUUCACCCGCCCGAAAGAAGCUUAUCCGCGACACAAUUCGAGUUCGGGCUACAGCCGUGGUGACCAAUUAAAGAAGCGGACAUAUAGAGUUAAGUCUGACCUGAAGGUGGUAGAACUUAAUACAUUUGGGAAUUGGACGCCACCUAGGAGGUAGUUGAGGACAUUGUCGGCGAUCGGAGGGCAUGAAUCGCAAUAGUUCAUGACGCAGUGGACCAUGGAGCUGGGUAAAUUAACGUUUAUGUCAACCGUCGCUAGUAAAAGCAAAUUGUAGGAUAUAAUCUUGACUGUCUUCGACCAUCUUAAUAUUUCUAUUUUUGACAAGCAAUUCCAGCCAAUGUAGCCAGGUUGAUCUCACACUUCAACGGACCGCAACCACCUACGGAAUUGUUAACCUGCCAGCAGGCGACAUCUUCCUUUGCCCGGAGGCCUCUAUACAACAUUGCGUCCGCCUUGUAGCGAAGCGAUGGCAGAGACAACAGAAAGACCGCAUUAGACUGAUAAGUAGGGUCAGGUACAAGUUUGCAUACAUAUUGGCUUAUUCUCACCAUCAUCAUUCGCUCCAGAUAUGACCGUGCACAUUGUAUACACCCCAAGAAACCAGUUAGGAGGACGUCGCUGUCGUCAUUCUCAAGUCGAGUGAGGAAAUCCUGUUAGGGCGUCUUUGGAUGUUUUUAGAAGGGCCUAGACUGACGUAGUUCCCUUAUGUGGAAACUAAUGUUGUUCGAUCCCGUUUUCAAGCCAUUGUCUUCCGAACAAUCACACUAGAAUUCGAACUGGAUUUGGAAUUUCUAAGGCUCAAAUUGUUUCUCUAUCUGCUUUACGUAGAUUGGUAGGAUAGCGGAAUUGGUUUGCCAAGUUAGAACAAAGUGAUUAAAGGCUAGACAGCUAGUGGAUGUUGUCAGUAACAGAGGUGGUGGAUCACUGUCUGCGGCUGGGUGCGCCCGUUUCAGGUCAACGCCCUUAAGGCCUCCGAAGUGUUGGUUGGUUCUAUACUCUCCUGAUUACUGGUUGUUUCAACUAGUUUGCGACCUGGUCUCUGGCCCCGCCUCGCACGUGCGUGACCAAGCCAGCAGAAGUAGUGGGCCUUAACUUCAUGAAUUACCUGACCUACGUGCUACUCUGAUCGUACCAGUUUACUUUGCACCUAAUAGCAAAUGCUCGGACCGGUUGGGCUGUGUAUCCGAUGGGUUUGUCAAUGUCAAAGUCCACGAAUCAAUUCAAUUUCGCCUAUUGUAUUUGCGAAUACUACCUAGUACGUCUGCAACGUGGUUGACCGGUUUGUUUAUGUUAUUGAAGAGUGCUUUUCAUCAGAUUCAGUGCAAAGUAGAGCUCCUAAUGCAUCCUAAUCUCUAAUUAUGAGAUAGUAACUGUCCAAUGUCUUGAUCCACCACAACCAAGCCUGAUAUGCAGUUGUAGCCGAUGGUGGUCUUCCACCACCUGUAGCUUGGCUUUUUUUCCUUUUCUCUGCCAGCGUCCUCACCCAUCAACUUCGUCCUGUACGCGUGUCUACAGCAUUAUCUGCGGGUUCACUGUUGAUUAGGAUAAUGAAGUCUGCAUUGCUGGACGUCGAUGUCGACGACUUUUCCUUGUACCAACUAGUUCUCAUUAGACUGUCAGCUCUCGUAACAGAGACAUCACAAUUGUUAGUACUAUAGAACCCUUUGUUUUUGUUUGUUGAAAACAGGCUCGGAUGGAUUACCGUACUCGUAGCUCAAGUGGUGGUUGAAUUUGCCAAAAUCAGCGCCAACUUAAAGUUUUGUUGAGAGAAGGGGAUUAGUGAAACCUCUAAAUACAGUAGUGCUCUUAGUUCGUUCCUGUUUUGGAAUUUUAAAGCGAUUGUAGAUGCACAUUGUGCCCUGAAUCCCCAAGCAUAUUUAAGCGAGUGAGCAAGAACAUCCCAACCGCCAGCACAGGCGUAUCUAAUACCGGAGCUUGGCUUUUAUGUAACAUUUCCAAAGUGCAACCUUAUCCGCUUAAAACGACCAAUCAGUGGGUCGGCCAAACUGCAUUCGAGUCCCCCGUCCAGCCUCAUGGGCGGCGCACAUCUUUUUCAACUACUGCCUGCUAUCCUCGUGCCUGUUUACGAAUAACCGGGGACCUUACGUUAAUCACAUCUGAUAAACGUUUCCCUUAUGUCGCAUUAUUCACCACCGACUACGCCCAACCUUCACGGUUAUUUCUUGUCUAACACACCCUCGGGUGCAUUACCCGAAAGAUGCUCGGCGACGGACGUCCGACUGCGAGUUCGGCAGCCUGCCUCACUAGACUUCACGUUGUCAACACUGAUUUUUGAGUGACAACUUUCGGGUGCGGACAUUAUUGGCUCGCCCGCAUUCAUUUUAAAGUUCGUAGUUUAACCGCCGUUUCCGCGUUCUCAGAAGCUUUGGUCGCAUCUGAGGUGAUCACGCGAGACGAUCCCGACUAAGGUUAUGUAACUAUUUUUGACAGUAAGACACUUUCACUGAACCGAGUCUGGAAAUAUACGGAAAGUCGGUUUUAUCUCAUGUUGAUGUUUUCUCAUCUUGUGCGACAGGACAGCACCUUUGGCUGACCAGAGCGCAGUCUGGGGGCCUAAUUUUUAUGAUAUUGUUAGAUAAGCUAGGGAAAGUUGUCUCUUUCCCACUCUGUCUUUCUAAAGCUUGUGAAUUUUCGUUCGAAGAAGUCAAAGUCUGCAAACACACAUAUACGCUUGUUCAUUAUUAGGCCUGUACAGUAAUAUACCUCACGGUAAUGCAGAAAAAAGGCAAAGAGGACCAGAAACAGGAUACUUUAGACGUCAGAGGCAAUGGUCACACUGUUGGCAAACCCAGUCCUGUACUGGUGUUCAUUAGCACCCUCCGGCUGCCUUGGCCUAAGCCGUGUCUCGCGUACUUCUACGCGCACCUUGACAUGUCGCGUUACAGCGACAUCACAGAAACACGCCUCAGCGACGUCUUGCUCCUGCUCUCUGACCUCGGAACUAGGUCAUAGUUUCACAUGUUUGGCUAGUGUGGGCAGCCCUGAUUCCUCCCUCCCCCAUCACCUCUGCAAUGGGAUUUUUUCCACCCUACCCUGAUGCAGGUGGCGAAUGAUCGACAACAUAGGUUUACCGACUUUGACUUCCUCAUUCUCUUCCAUGGUAUCAUCACUGGAACUUUCUUACUUCUCCCCGUCAAGGUCAGGAAGAUUAUGACCGACUGCGACCGUUAUCUUACCCACAAACGGACGUUUUCCUCGUAUGUUUUUCCCUCGUGAGUCCCGCCUCUUUUGAGAACGUUCGUGCCAAGUGGCUGCCGGAGGUGCGCCACCACUGCCCAAACACCCCCAUCAUUCUUGUUGGCACCAAGCUCGAUCUCCGCGACGACCAGGAUACUAUAGAAUUUCUCAAAAGCAAACAACUGGCCCCCAUCACCUACCCGCAAGUACGUGACACUGAUCACCUAGAUUCUUUCAUGCAGUCUUCGUCAUGUCCAGUUUACCAUUUUUAUGUAUCCUCGAAGGGGUACUGAUUGCCUCGUGCGGUUGAAAUCUUUUUUUUUCUGAAAGUGCUGGAGGUCAGUUUGACAACUGGGACGAAGUUUUGCGGUCAUACCCAUGUACAAGCUUGCGAAAUAAGUACGUUGCGGUAGAACAGCAAAAUUGAAAAUAGACGAUGAACAGUAGUCAUAGGCGAGAGAGCUAAGGGCGUCAGGACCAGGGGGUAAUUACAGUUCUGUUGGGGACAUGGAGAAGGGCAAGAGGGAGGUGCAUCUGCCAAUGAGUAACGCUUACCUUUCGUCGCUGGCAGGAUGCGGCUACGAACAUGUGGGGUUUAACUUGGUCCAGGAAAGCUUGAAAACUCGAACCAACUUCCGCGAGCACAAGAUUCGGUUGGUUAGCCGUGUGGCCACCGCAUCUGCAGUCCCAAGUACCUGUUGACGCAGGAACCUGGGGCGCCUCGCGGGCACCUUAUGGAUGGCUUGAAAUGCAUGGCUAACGUCUACCCUGUGACCGCUGGUCAACCAAAUGAGCUACGAUUACGCCAGAGGCAGAUUUUCCCAUGCCUUCAUUCAGACAGGCAGGAUGGGGCGUACACCCGCGAUAGGUUUCUGGAACCCCCUUUUCAAUGUUUGCCAUAAUGUAGGUGGCUUAUUCAGUAGGUCCAACAAUUUAUAAGCUAUGCCAGACUCCUGAUAUCUUUGAUCCUUUGCCUCGACGAGGUGUUAGACUACCAUUAAAACGCGGGAUUUACAAGAACUGCUUAUGGUUUACAUAUGAAUUCCACACAGUGCAUGACAUGCUUGAGGCUGUGGACUAAUGCGUGUCAACCGCUGCGCACACCCUCAUCUCAAGUCUUCUUGACCUCGUUUCACUGCUGUGUAAUGAAGGUGGAUGCUGCACACGUUCCUUAGUAUAGUCUAGAUUACACGCAAAUCAUUGUGAUUCCUAGGCUGUGGCAAUCUACAAGAGUUAAUAUUUCGAUUUUAAGGCUCUGACCCGAUUUAAGUAAGUGCCCAGAUGUGUCCGUCUGUCCCUGACUUUAUCGUCCAUAGCCAGUUUUGAAAUCAAUGACCAGUCCGGUAGCCUGAUAAAGACAUUUUGUACUCCAGGAGGACGACUGUGAACAUUAUCCACCAGGAUUGUAACAAUCCUUUUUUCUCCCGGGGUUCUGCCACCUUGGGUUCUGCUGUUCUGGCGAGAUUUAUUUGCCACUCCGUCGACCUGUAGACAGAAGGGGUGGUGUCUGAGGUGAUGGAAGUUGAUGUCGCGCAAGUGCUCAAGUAAUUGCCAAUAGAAGCGAAGAGACGAGUCCCAGGGAGCAGUCUUGAAGAAGGAGACACGAUCGCUGGGACAAGAGCUUUAUUAGCCUGACGUUUCGGAUUCCUGCUCGAACCCAUCAUCAGAGACAAGCAGAUACGGGUGGUUCAUGCACAAGGGGCUGCAGUAUUUGUAGGAUGCAGUAGCCCUGAAUAUUUAUGGCUCCCCCUUCAUCAGGGAUCGUUGCACAUGACGUGCUGACUGUUUGAUGGCCAAUGUUCACGUCGUUAAUUGCUGCAAUUUAAUCACGUGUGUUGGAUGUUGGUGUGAUGAUUGCCCGACCAUCUGACCCACCGACCCUGCGGUUGGGAAAAGUGUUCACCUGUGCGCUUUCCACGUGGCUAAUUACUCCGCCUAGGUGAAGUCUCGGCACCGAGUAUGGAAGGGGAAGGUCAUUGCACUUGUUAAUGGACUGGGGGCCAGUAAACCAUUACUCAAGCAGCUCCCGGCUCACGCGGUUGUCAUCUCUGACGAGGAUUUCGGCCUCGUCGAAUUUGAAUGUGUGGCCGGAUCUCGCCGAAUGAGCCGCAACUGGAGAGUAAUUGUUCGUCCCCCUGCUUCAAUCCACUAGCAGUCCUGUCAACUGUAAUUUGAGUGCAUUUUACCGUUUCGCCACUUCACACAGGUAGGGGCAGCAUUUAGUUAUCACUAAAGCUCGCCGAGCGCGUCAAAUCGGAGUUUAUCUCAUCCCGGCCCUCCUGCCGACUCGAUCAUUUUGACAACGAUAAGUAUAUCACGGUACUUGACGGCUCGAGCGUGGCUGAACGCGCAGUAAUCGCACGUAUCUCGGUCACCUUUGACUAGCGCGAGAGCUGCUGCUGAUGAUGGCAGUUUAAAGGUCGCGUAGUAACUAAAGCCUACAAAUGCCGUGAGUCUUUAGUGUUCGCCAACCCGGUUUGUCUCACUUUCUAGUGGUGGGUCCAAACAGGAAUCCUACACGCCAGACGAAUAGAACUCCCGCCCUAGGAGUUAAUACCAGUUUGUAUCACAUUCCUGGAGCUCGCCCUUCUACACAUGUGAGAACUGGAAGAUUCAUUUUUCCUGAAUCUGAGCUCCAUCUAUGUUUGCACAGAUUUUCCCGCAAAGCGAGGGUGUUUGCGCAUGCUGUAUGACCAUCCUAGAAUGAGAAAACCAAGCUAAAACAUAUCGGAUUCCUGCGCCGUCUCACUGGCUUCUUUGCUCCGUGAGAUAUAGUGGCUAAGUCUUGACUGGUUAUUGGUGCUUAGGUCAGAACUUUCACUUUGCUGAUGAACACCGAAGAAAAAACGGAGACGCCCGUAAGUACGAAAUUUCCAGGAGCCAGAAAUCAUUUACACAAAUUUGCUGUGUGGUUGCCGUACUUCUCUCUCAUUUAAGGCUUCUUUACGCACUUGUUUCGAUGGCUGCUGCCAUCGGUGCACGGGAUGGAAGCCUAAAGCAUAAACCGGAUAGGCAUUUGUCACCCAUACGUCUCAGGAGGGCUUUAGUUCAUUCAAAAAGUUGAUGACACCACUUGCGUCUGAGUGCCAGUUGUUUGGAGACAGCUGGAUUUCUGCUGAUGUCGGCCGCUUUUUGGGAUUGCGCCAGCGCCUCGCCUACCUGCUCUAUUACCCGACUGACAGUAGCCUCCUGCCUGACUCCCAUUAGUUAUCAAGACUGAGAAUUCUGGCUGCUAAUUCUCACCAUUCACCCUUUUCUUCCCUUCUUGUAGGGUUUGGCCUUGGCAAAGGAGAUAAAGAGCGUGCGGUACCUGGAGUGUUCUGCUAUGACCCAGAAGGGCCUGAAGGAGGUAUUUGAUGAGGCCAUUCGCGUCGUCCUAGUGCCGGCCUCGAAGUCGCACAAGCGCCCUUGUAGUCUUCUCUGA
Spirometra erinaceieuropaei is the source of this 28023-nucleotide messenger RNA. NCBI's taxonomy places the organism in Eukaryota, Metazoa, Platyhelminthes, Cestoda, Diphyllobothriidea, Diphyllobothriidae. The record is from the annotation of a GenBank genome assembly.